AUGUUUCAACUUCACUUUGCACGUGGAUUACGUACUGGUAUUUCGCAAACGUUUAGUAUCCAACUUGCUGCCCUCCGAAUUGUGAGGCCUGCUACUUACGCGUCCCAAGAGCAAUUGUAUCACACUGUCGAAAGGUCGUUUCUCAACAAUGCGUCUAACGAGGUAUUUGGCUUUAUACUGUCCUCUCACAUUUAUCAGCUAGAUAACACUACUUCCAUUCAAGGAAUAGAUGUCCUAUUAGCGAUUAUGUCAUGUUCACUAGCUAGCUAGCUAGUUAUUGGCUCUGCGUUCGAUAGUGCUGCAAUUUAUAAAUUAUGUCUGAUUUCUUGCUCUGCAGAUUAGCCUGGUUGUACAGGCAAGUACGUUAACUUUAAAAAAUGCAUUAGGUAUUCAAUUAAUCUCUACAACUCCCAUGCAUGAUUGGAUAAUGCAAUAUCAUAACCAAUUCUUCAAGAUCUCAUUCUAAAAAGUAAUUCAUGAAUGGAGGUUAUUUUAAACGGAUACAUUAUUUGUUAUAAAUUGUAGCAUACAUUGAAUGGAAAUAAAUAGUUUCACAUUUGUGUCCGUCUCUGCCCAGGUACAGUUAACCUCUAUACAGCGGAUGGUCCGCAGCUUCUGUACAUCCUCCACCUGCCACUCUGAAGAGGGGAAGCUGAUCUAUUCAGGGAACCUCGGCAACGCUGUUCGAGGUAUUACGUUAUUACCCUCAUCUCAUUAUCACCACCAUCAUCAACAUCGUUGAUAUAAUUGCAUAACUAAACAUAAAUUGCACCUUUUAAUAAUACUGUAUUUUCUGUCUGUUUGUUGCAGGGGUGAAGAUGUUCUCCUACACCAGUAGCGGGGCCAGCCUGUGCGUGAUGCCAUACAUACUUCUGAAGACGGGCAUCAGCGUUCAUGGUCUGGUGCUGAAAGGUGCCUUCUGCGGUGUCAUCGGUUUCUUUACAUUCCUGACUCCCAUCCUCCUCCACAUCAUCACCAAAGGCUACGUGGUCCGCCUGUACCACAACCAGGACACUGACACGUACACAGCUGUCACUUACAAUGUCCUCCUGAUGGAGAAAAAGACUGUGUUCCGUCAGAGUGAGGUCAAGAUACCGGGUGUCAGCAAAAUGUUCACCACAUUCUAUGCCGACAAGAAGUCGAUGCUUGUGAACCCGAUGCUGUUCCCACUUCCUCAUGACUAUAACCACCUCAUGGGUUACGACCAGCCCUUUUCAUUUGAUACGGAAGACUUGGAUGGUAAUCCAAAUAAAAGUUAAUUGAUUUGUACAGAUAAUGCCAAUGGCAGUCAACUGCUGUAUGGAAUGGUUGUGCGUGUGUGUGUGUAUAUGUACGACUAACUUAAAGUGUAGUCACAAUAGCAUAUUAAAGAGAAGACCAUUGAAAUGUUGGUGACUAGGAAAAGGUAAUGUACAGAUGUAGAGGAGUAUUAUGGAGAAAAAAAGGUUUUGAACAAAGCUUAUGGAAAAGUACAUUUCACCUCUGACAUGACUGUGGUUUGAGUGGUAAUGUCCCUUUCUUCUGCUGCAGAGUAACACUGCCAGUAUUCUGUUGGAAAAAUGACAAGAUCCUACUCAUUGUUUGGGCACUGUCGAGCAGUUUGUAUAUUGCAUGAAAACAGGAGACCGGCAGUCAGUCAAACCAUUGCUGAGUAUCUAUCAAUUUCAGUUGCAAUAAAUUUACAUUUUACAUAAUUACCAUGAUGUUUCAAAUCCUGGGUAUUGUUUUAAGUGUUUUGGCUGCUUGUGGACAGAGAAGAUUACUUUGCUCUUCAGAAAGUAUCGAACCCUGGUAUACUUGGCAUGGUAGGACAGCCCUUUCUAUUUACUUAUCUAGUGUGACCAAAUAGAGAAGAAUGUAAAACUUUUUAUACAGAAUUUUAUCAGAACGUUUUAGAUAAAGGUAGUAUAUUGCUGUUACUAGAUAGGAAAUACCAGAACUACUAGGUGUCUGGAAAUUGUGUUUGCUGUAUUUAAUCUGACGCUCUUUUACCAGGGGCAAUGUAUGAUUUUUCUAUGACAAUGUCACCCUGCAGCAAUGGAAUGUAGUUACCUACUCAGUGAUUUCAAGUGAGAAUUUAAGUUGAUUUAAUUUUCAAUACACAUUGUAAACACUC
Molecule: messenger RNA, 2116 nt
Organism: Coregonus sp. 'balchen'
Lineage: Eukaryota; Metazoa; Chordata; Actinopteri; Salmoniformes; Salmonidae
Source: the annotation of a GenBank genome assembly